This is a messenger RNA of Hibiscus syriacus, 1001 nucleotides long. RefSeq lists its product as uncharacterized. The coding region runs from base 284 to 823 and encodes 179 amino acids. The record is from RefSeq and is a predicted model, not a curated record. The transcript is spliced from 4 exons. Lineage: Eukaryota; Viridiplantae; Streptophyta; Magnoliopsida; Malvales; Malvaceae.
AUCACCACGUGGCAAACCAGAAUCUACCGUCAUUAUUUGUAUAAAACAAACCAGCGCGUGGUCUCCACACACGAUUUACCUUCUUUUUUUUUCUUCUUCCCUCUUUCUUUCUCUCAGAACAAAGCCAAAAGCAUAAAACCCAUAAAAAUCCUUAUUAGGGUUUUUAACGACCGUUCCGUUUGCGAACAAUGAUAUAGAAGCCAAACUGUAAUUUGGAUCUGUUCUUUUAUGCCGGAAAAAGCAGAAGGUUAUAACUAAAAGGGCGGAGAAAUAAGCGAGAGAAAUGGGCCAGGCAUUUCGUCGAGCGACUGGUAGGCUUCGAUUGGUGGACCAAUCACAACCCACAAAAACAAGGAGACCUUUGGGUCCCACCAACGAACAGAAGAUUUCCAGACCUUCCCAGCAUGAAGAUCUCGACCAUGGAAGAGUUAAUCCUGAGAAUGUACUGGAAGAAAGAGAUCCCAAGUAUGAUGCAAUGCUUAGUCAAAUGGUGGGUAGGAUUUCAGCUAAGCCUGGUGGCAAACUUGAGAUGGGUGAGGCAUUUGUGGCCGAAAAUCCUACCAGACCCUUGCCAAAAUUGCGGAAUACAACGACUGAGUCCGGAAGGUAUGAAGAAAGACCCACACCUCCAGGAACCUUGAACGUAAAACAGCUACACCACAUCAUGCUACUAUAUCAGGGCAAGGCUGAUGAUCAUGAUGGUGCCAUGGAUGUUAACCGGAUUGCAGAGAAGUUCAGACUGGAUGUUGCUCAGGUCCAAACGAUCCUGCAAUUCAUAUCCCUUCCUCCAGAGGACAACACCAAGUCCAAAAAGCACCAAUAAAGAAGCCUGACUUUCAUUUUCCUCUUAUUUUGAAGUUGGAUUUUGUAUUUGAAGUUUAUCAUUUGACAAAAUAGAUCAUAUUUGGAACUUGGAUGUUCACCCUGAUGGAUAUACUGUAUGAUAAAUUUAUGAUGUAGUUUUUUUUUAUAAAAAAUAAUGGAAAGAUGGUUGGUUUUAC